UGUAGCCUCUCAUCAAUCUGUUUCGCAAAAGAAAAAAGAGAGAGAGUAUAUGUGUACGUUCAAAAGCGUGAAGACAAGGGUGAGGGAUUUUGCAGUACACAGAAGAGAGAGAGCAAAACACAAACCGACGACGAACUGGCGGAUCUGGGUCAACGACGUUUGACCGAAAUAAAAGAGAAUUAAAGGGGGUAGAAGUGUAAAUGAAGUACACCCACUCCUUUCUAUCUCUUCCCCCUGAGGCCUGACGGGGUUUGUUAUUGUAUUCAUUUCCUAAUUAAUUUCUUUAUAAGCAUUCGGCUUUGUCGUUGCGCUUGUUGUGUUCUCCUUGUAGGCCUUCCCUUUAGGCCUUCCCUUUAGGCUUUAUAUAACCUCUCACUCUGCCUUUUCCUCUCUUUACUUCUGAGAGAGAUAACCAAGGACUAGCUAUGAGAACCAGGAGGGGGCUUUGUUACCCUAGAGUCGUUGGAGGGGGAGGAGACGUUUAUAUGUCGUCGGAGAAGACAGUAGUAGUGAAGAGGAGGAGAGAUUCCGCCGGGGACCACAUGCCUUGCCGCAAGAGGAACAGAAAAUCGCCGGAGGUUGCCGGAAAGUGCGACUUGUUCGACGCCUUGCCGGACGAUCUUGUCAUUUCUAUUCUCUGCAAACUCAGCUCCUCCGCCGGAUGCCCCUCAGAUUUCAUCAACGUUCUGAUAACGUGCAAGAGAUUAAACGGCUUAGGUCUCCAUUCGCUAGUCUUAUCCAGAGCUUCUCAGAGAACGCUCGCCAUUAGAGCGAAGAACUGGUCCGAGUCCGCUCACCGCUUCUUGAAACUCUGCGCCGAUGCCGGAAACGUCGAAGCCUGCUACACUCUCGGCAUGAUUCGAUUCUACUGUUUGCAAAACCGAGGGAGCGGAGCGUCGCUGAUGGCCAAGGCGGCGAUUAGUUCUCACGCGCAGGCGCUCUACUCGCUCGCCGUCAUACAGUUCAACGGAAGCGGCGGCUCCAAGAACGACAAGGACCUCCGAGCCGGCGUGGCUCUGUGCGCGCGAGCCGCCUUCCUAGGGCACAUCGACGCGCUGCGCGAGCUCGGCCACUGCCUCCAGGACGGCUACGGCGUGCGCCAGAACAUCACGGAGGGGCGCCGAUUCCUAGUCCAAGCCAACACCCGCGAGCUUGCCGCUGUGGUCGCCAACGCGGCGGCCGUGGGCGCCCCGACGCGCUCCUUGUUCACGUGGAACCCACACCCGCUCCCCCACCCUCAUCCACGGAACGUGAACUGCGGGGGCUGUCCAUUGCUGAGCGACUUCGGAUGCAACGUGCCAGCGCCGGAGGCUCAUCCGGCGAGCCGGUUCCUGGCGGAGUGGUUCGGGUCCCGUGCCGGGUCUCCGGGCCUGGUUCUGAGACUGUGUUCGCACGUGGGGUGCGGACGGCCUGAGACUAGGAGGCACGAGUUCCGUCGAUGCUCGGUGUGUGGGACCGUGAACUACUGCUCACGCGCUUGCCAGGCGCUUGAUUGGAAGAUGCGCCACAAGGCGGACUGCACGCCCACUGAGCGGUGGGUGGAUGAUGACGGUGACGGGAACGGCCACGCUAAUGGUGACGAUGGUGAGGGCGAUGGCGGAGUUAAUGGGAACAACGAUGACGUCAUGGCUGAGAGUUAAGUUUAACGUUGACGGUGACGGAACGGUUACGGCAGAUAAUGUGGGUUAAUACUCUUAAUAGGAUAAAGAACAACGGGAAAAGAAAAGAGGCCAUUUUUGGGGGGAUAAUUAUAAAUUUAAGUUGUAUGGCCGUUGGUUGGCACGGAGUUCUGCUCCCCCGUUUUUUUUGAUGUAUAGAGAGGGGUUUUUGGAGAAAUAGUGGGGGCCUUUCUAUUUU
This is a messenger RNA of Corylus avellana, 1857 nucleotides long. RefSeq names its product HCP-like superfamily protein with MYND-type zinc finger. The record is from RefSeq and is a predicted model, not a curated record. NCBI's taxonomy places the organism in Eukaryota, Viridiplantae, Streptophyta, Magnoliopsida, Fagales, Betulaceae. Gene Ontology annotation, molecular function: protein binding.